AUGGAACAAUUAUCAUUUACAUUCAAAAAGAUAUUAAAUGAUGAAGAUUUAAUGAAAUUGAUUUGGUUGAAUGUACAUUGUAUUAAUGUGCAACUGAUCAGAUUGUCUGAUAGUGCCUAUUCACAUUACCCAAGAUCACUGUUGAUUAAAUAUAAAGACUAUGAGCGGUGCAAGAGUGCCAGUGAAAUAGAACGUCUAUUUGGAUCAACCUUUUUACGACACCAACUAGCCAAGACACCUGCACCAUUGUCACCGACCAUCUACUUUGAUUGCCAUGUGCAAGACUUGGAGGAUGAAGGUGAAGAAGGGUACAAAGAGUUUUUUGAUGGUCAUCGCAAGCAAAACAGUGAAUGGUAUCAACACGCCAAUCAAAUCAUCCAAUGUCAUCAGGUUCGACCUCAAGAUCAACAAGUGUCACUACUCGGGUACACAUACUUUAAGGAUGGACUGAGGUUGAUAGAGUUGUUUAAAUCAAAGAUGGCAGACCUUUCAUUCCUCACUUGCAAGCCACUCGAAAAGAAGAUAUUCAUUACAAUGCUUCUUGAUGAAUUCAAAUUUAAAACUCUUAAACAACAUGAAUCUAAAUACUAUGGACUACAAGACAGACAAAAAAUAGAAUCAUUAUGUUUGGAUUUAAUUCAAAUUUAUAAUAUUUAUUUAUCCCCCCCUUCAUCCCCUCCACCUUUAUCAUCCUCUUCAUCAUCUGAUAUCAUCGUCAUUUCAGAAGAUAUCAAUACAUUUCAUCUUUAUCGAUACUUUGAACAUCAUAAUGCUACAAAAGGAUUGAAAAAGUUGAUUGCUAAACAUUGCAGCAGCAAACCAUCGGCGAUGAAAUUUAUCGAUGGGUUGAUUGAUAUGGAGGAACGACAUUUCUUUUACAAUCACAUGUUUGACCUUGUUUGCAAGCUUGGGUCUCCCGAACAAGUCAGAUACUACCACUCCAAGAUAGUCGAGGAAAACUCGACUGAAGCAAGAGCGUCGUAUCAUGCAAUGGACUGGGCUGCACAACGAAAGGAUAAAUUUGCAUAUGCAUUAGAGAUUACAACAUUCUUGCAUGAAAAUCGAAAUGAACAAUGCAGUCAAUUUGCAAUACUUGACAAUCACAAUCCUAAAGUUGUAAAGUAUCUACUUGAACAUAAACCUGCGUUGGGACGAUACUACAACAUUCAAACUGCACUCAUGUCUCUAGACCUAGAUUUAUUGAAAUAUACUCAAGUCUAUUUCGAGGGCAACGACGGUGAAUAUCAAGAACAUCGAAAUACCGAACCAAUCAUCAUUUCAAGAUAUUUGAUUGAUCAAAUGGCAAGUCGGCUAUGUGACGACAGUCUGGCAACAAUGCUACAAUAUAUCUUUGACGAGUUUAGAGAUCGACUAGAUAUAUAUAAUCUGUUUGCGUCAAUGUGUUGUUAUGGACGACUCGGUGCAUUCAAACUACUCUAUCAACUCUUUCCAGACAACGACGAUGAUAUUAUCAAUUCUGGUAAAGCUACGAGAACAUCUAUUCUUGAUGAUGCAUUCUUGGUUGGUAUGAAUGAUGAACUUGUCGAAUUUAUCGUUUCAAGUAGACUGGAUGGUGUUGGAUUUACUCAAGAUACAUGGAGUUGGAUUGGACAAUCUGGAACUAUGAAACACCUUGAAAUGGUUCAUCGAGACUGCCAAUCUCGUAACCACACAAUGUAUGAUCAAAGUACACUUGUUGAAGCAUUCAGACAUGGAAACAUCCCCAUCAUCCAAUACUAUUACACCAAUCAUCAUAAAGAGUUGUAUAGUAAAAUUGAUAUUUCAAAUGUAUCACAUAGUUUUAUCAACAAGAAACCCGAGUGGAUUACAUCAUACUAUCUUGACCUAGAACCAACAUUACAACAAUCAGAUCUUCAAUAUUUAUUCUAUCAAUCAUUGGUUUACAAUAGAGUCGAUAUUUCAAAGGUCAUAAAAGAAAGAUUAGACUCUGAUCAUCCUCAACUCUCAGAGAGACAGUUGAACCAUCUAUUCUCACGACACAACCUGUCACUAGCACCACUACAAUAUCUUCUUCAACUUGGAUCCAUCAAACAAGAUUUCCUAAACUCUAAAUCAUUUUUCUUUGCCAACCAUAGUCCUAAAAACUGUCUCAUUUUAUUAUUACAACAAUUUAAUCUUUCAAUUCCAGAGAAAAUGAAAAAGAUCAAGAGAGAAGUUAAAAAACAAAUCAUUCCUCCAUUACCCUCCUCAUCAUCCUCAUCUUCUUUACCUUUUUCAACUUCAACUUUAAAGAUUAUUUCAUCAGUAUUUUCAAACAAAUAUUUAUUAAACAAAAUAUUAUCAUUUACUCAUUUACCAUCAUUGGAAAGAUUGGAUUGGACAAGAGUAAAACAACCAAAAGAUUUAUUGAUCAUGUCACCCAAAUAUUUCCUUGUACUUUUUAAACAAGGUAAACUCGAUCAGCUGAUUGACCAGUCAUUCAUCACGCACUUGGUGAAAAUGUCACUCAAUCUAGAUAUUUUCAAUCUUGUACUCAAAAAUCAUUUGCAUCUCUUUACGUGGUCACACCUUGAAAAGAUGGAGGAUAUGGUAAUGAUUGAUUUGUUGGCAAAAGCACUAAUUGACAACAAUAGGGUGAUCGAGAUACCCGAGGACUCUACUAUAAACUAUACACAUCAACAUGUCAUUUCAUAUGCCUAUUCAAAGUAUCGUCGUUAUAAACUCAUUCCACUCAAUCGCCUAUCACCCAAAUCAUCCAUCUACCAAAAGUACACCAAGAUAUUGGAUGUUGAUAAACACUCGUUUACCUAUCUCGGACCUGAUGACCACGUUCUCUAUGGGUUUCCCUUGGCUCGUAUGAACUUUGAAGAAGGAGAAGAUUGCCCUAGAUCCCAAGACGCGUACGACAUUAAAGAGCUGGUUGUAAUGAUACACGACCCACGUUAUUUACGAUUGUCAACAACCUUGUCAUUGGCAUCUGGAGUCAGCUCUUACCAAACUAAAAACCAACAUCAUAUCAUCCGAUUUGUUCAUCAAAAUGUAGGGGAUAUCCGAACCCUUUUAGGACUCGAUUACGCUAUCCCACACCUUCAAGUUAUUCUCCACCAUGUUCCCAACCUAUCGCUACGGUCGUCUUACAAUGACAAACGUCCCCAACCUCUCUUUAAAAAGCUGGAUGAUAAUUUAGGCGACCUCACAAAUCUCGAUUAUUACUUUAGUCUCUACGGACUGCCCGCCAGAACCAAACGAGUGGAAUGUGAUCAAACUUUGCUCCUUGGUAAAACACUUACUUUGGAAGGAAUCAAAGAUAUGUACUAUCGAUUAAAUUUGGAUGUUAAAUGGAACAAGCUUCAUACAAGAAGUAGUAUUCAAACGACAGCCAUUACUUCUGACAAAUCAACACCCUAUUUUUGUUAUCAUAUGGGGAUGUCGACAGAAACAAUCCUUGAACGUUGCGAGGAUGUCUAUCAAUACCCACAGUUGGUAUCUUCUCUUUUACCAUUACAUCUAGAGACAAAGGAAGGAGGAGAAGAAGGAGAAGGAGGACAGGGGGGAUUGGAAGACCAAAGAAUACUUGAUGUUCAAGCCAGUAUUGAUUUGGAUUAUUCUCUUAUUGCAGAAUUGAUCAAGAUACAUCUUGUUCGUACAGAGAGUCUAUUACAACAACCAAAUCCAACAUUUCGCAACCAACCAUGGUACUUUUUAAACAAUGAAUCGCAUCAUGUGUCACGACCAACCAAUCCCGAUGCCAAGCAAUACUUUGAAGGUCCACGACCCAAUGGAUUCCAUUUACCAGUGUAUGCACUACACCUACUCGACACUAUCAAAUUGCAUUGUCCAUUCUUGUCGAGUAUGAUCUUUGGACACCCAAACACACAACCACUUGUACAAUCAUCAUCAUCGUCAGAUGACAAAACAAGAGAGAUUGGAAACAUCCGUGACCACAUAGAAAGACUGUUUAUGUGUAUCCUAAGACUUGGAACACCUGAUAUGUUUAUAACCAUCUGUCAUCAAUCACCAGACUAUGCAUCACUUGUCCAUCGUUUUAUAAAGGAGAAUAGAUCACACAAAGAUGCAACUCCAUCAAUGAUAGAAUACAUCUAUUCUAUAUUAGACCAACAAGAACGUAUCAAAGCAUUGUCCACUGCAACUAGCACUAUCAUCAAUACCAUCAAAAAAUACCAUACUAUUCGAAAGAUUUGGUUUCAAACAUACAGUAUUAAUAAUAAUAAUAAUAAUAAUAAUAAUAAUAGUAAUAAUAGUAGUAAUAAUAAUCAAUCCUCUUCUACACCAUCACCAUCAUCAUUGUCAUUGUCAUCGCAACCAAAAUAUCUUCCAGCUCUCAUCAGUGAACGUAGUCCAUUAUUUUUAAAAUAUAUUUAUCAACAAGAUUUUAAUAGUUGUCUCCUCUCCUUUAAUAACAAUACAUCAUAA
Messenger RNA from Cavenderia fasciculata, 4395 nucleotides. RefSeq lists its product as uncharacterized. The record is from RefSeq and is a predicted model, not a curated record. Bases 1 to 4395 code for a protein of 1464 amino acids. Lineage: Eukaryota; Evosea; Eumycetozoa; Acytosteliales; Cavenderiaceae. The transcript has 2 exons.